Molecule: messenger RNA, 5377 nt
Organism: Phyllotreta striolata
Lineage: Eukaryota; Metazoa; Arthropoda; Insecta; Coleoptera; Chrysomelidae
Source: the annotation of a GenBank genome assembly
UUCACACCGUGCUAUCAUUAAUUUGGGCAACAGUAUAAGUUCUCUCUAGGUCUUGUUGAGUUACAACGAUUACCUUUUUGUAAUUACUAUUUUUUCUAUCGAUGCAAAUAAAUUCCAGAAAAAUAAUUCUUGCAGAUGUUUGCCAAGAUUUGGGAAAACGUGUCAACUGCGCGCUGACCUAGAAUACAGAGCGCCAUUGAGUGUUUCAGUCGAUUCGGUAACAUCCUGAAAAACGAUAGAAGUUCUGAAAAUUUGUGUCGGAAAUUCGACCGGAAAAGCGGCCGUGCGAGUACGUUAAUUGAAAAUACCAGUGAACGUGUGCGCGUUCCUAUUUUUUCAAGUCGUCGUUGAAUUGCAGCUAAUGGUCGAAAAGCUGUAGUAGAGCUGCAAAAAUUAUUAAAUGUGUACCUAACCAGAACCUAAUUAAUUUAUCGGCAUUCACAAUCAAUAAGUAGGUAAUUUCCAUGUCCAAUUAAAUUCAUACGAUCCCGAACCGUCGAAUUUUCCACGCAAAAACGAUAAACUAUACAUGGAAUACAAGCGUGCUCUGAAGUUCCUCGGACUAAUUUUCAGUUUAGUGAGGUGAAAUUUUCCUUACGAAAUCAGUUUUGAGCGGUUCCAAGACGUCGUCAUCUCAAAAAAUCACGUGGCUACGUCAGCCACGGCAAGCAGGAGUUGGACCGGUCGCCGUUCGACGUUUCAACGUGACCGUUGUCAACGACAGCAGCUCGGAAUGUCGUGUGGAAUCGGCUUCGCCGGUGUCCCGCCAUCGAGGCCAGCCCUUCGCCAGUAUUCCAGAAGACCACGCUUUAGAUUCGGACGAGGAGUCCCAGACUGAGCCCUACAAAUCCAGGUUGUCGACGACGAACAGCAGCAGAUGCGCCUCGCCCGCCCCCUCCUGGGACUUCAGCCAAGAUGACAGCAGCGAAUGUGCGAUGGACACAAAUGUUACCGUCGAAACGAACAGGAUAGCGGACGAUACACAAAAAGCGCAACCACCGACGACGGAUUCGAAUUCGAAUUCCAAUCACACGAAUUUCAAUUCUAAGAAGGACUCAUCGUCGGACGAAAGCGACAUCGAACCGGAUUUGGUCCAGACUAUCAACUACAACGUUUCGUCCCCGUUCGGGAACUCCAAUGAAUUCCCACCGGAGGAGGAUAGCAACACGUUCCUGCACCGGUAUUUCAGCAACCACAGCAACAGCCUGCCGUCGAAGAUAACGAUGGCGUCGAGGAGGUUGUCCCAAUGUCGAGAGGAGGACGAAGAUGAGGAGAAGAGGGAGCCUUCGAAUAUGGAAGUUAUUUCCGGUAGCGAUAAAUCCCUUUCGGAAUCGUCCAGUGGAUCCAAAACGUCUGUGAUAGAUACAAUCAGUGGCCCUACCCACAAAUUCGUGAUAACCAAAACCAAAACCAUUGUCGAGACCAAAAAGGAGAGUGAUACAACAAACAACAAAGAAGUUAAAGAAGAAACCAAUAGCAAACAGAAGGAACUAUCGGCGGCCGCCAAGAUUUUCGCCAGGAACAGGGAAUACAGGGUGGCCAAUACGGUGUUGGGCGUCCCCUCGAAGGACGCCGUCAGACCGUCCGUGAGGAAUAUAUUCAGAGUGCAGAGUCCCCAUUACGAUUCUAAAUUCUUCGAUUCGUCGCUGAUCGCCAUGAAAAGUCCAACGUCUAGCACUAGUACCGUCAACAAUGACGCUAUAGAAGAUGUUUGGGUCAAAAGACCUGAUAUCAAAAAAGAAUCCGGUUCACAACCAGCUUCUCAAACCUCUCAGGAUGAUUCGCACUUGCCCAGGCCGAGGUCGGGUACGUGGGGCUCCAAGCCGGACAAGCACAAAUCCAAGGAUGAGUCGAAGCGCAAGAGAGAAAAGGAGCCCAUGAGCGCCUCGACGUCGCGGUCGAAUUCGUCGGAACGGCGCGGCUCCAUCGAUUCCAGCCCCAAGAAGCACGGCUUCAGGAACAGGUCAAAUUCAGAUGCCGGAAAGAGAAAGGGCAGUACUUUCAUGGCUUCUAUGAAAAGUGCGAUGGUGCACACUGGCUUGAUGCACGCGAAAAAACCCAAAGACGGCUCGGCCCAUCCGGUUCAAGACGACGAAAGCGAUACUAAAUAUUACCACACUGUGACUGCCGCUGCUUCGGCUAGUCGAGGACCGAUGAUGAAAGUCAUGGAUAUAUUCAGGAAGCCCCACACGUCUCCGACGCCGCCCCACGACGACGAUAGAGAUAGGGAGAAGGAAAGAGAGCGGAAGGAAAAGAAGAAGGAUAAGUAUUCCGGAGGUAUCAUGCAUUCACGACCGAAAGCGCCGAGAGAUGGCUCUGCUCAUCCGGUACGAGACGGUUCGGAUACGCAUUACUACCAUACCGUAACAGCCGCAUCUUCCAGCCGCAAUCCAAUGACCAAAGUUAUGGAUAUAUUUAGGAACAGAUCGCACGUCAGCGUGCCUCCGGAUGAAAGGAAGAAAAAACAGCAGCAACUCGGUGCUCAUCUGCGUCAGAAAUCACUCGAUCCUGAACGUCGUCGACAAUCAAUCGGACCUAUACCUAAUAUACACAGGGCCUCCGAUGCUUUCCUUGACCCCCAUCAUGCCGCCAUAUUAUUCAGGGAUUCCAGAGGCUUACCAGUUGUUGAUCCCUUUUUGGAAAAAGUCAAUAUAUCAGAUUUGGAAGAGGAUGAGUCGCAGAUAUUCGUCAAAUUUUUCAAAUUCCACAAAUGUUACGACCUCAUUCCCACUUCCGCCAAGCUAGUCGUUUUCGAUACGCAACUUUUAGUUAAGAAAGCCUUUUUUGCCCUUGUAUAUAACGGUGUCAGGGCGGCGCCCCUUUGGGACAGCACCAAGCAAGAAUUCGUCGGCAUGUUGACCAUAACCGACUUCAUCAAAAUCCUGAGGAUGUACUACAAAUCUCCCGACGUACAAAUGGAGGAGUUGGAGGAGCACAAACUGGACACGUGGCGACGCGUCUUGAAAGACAAGAAGCCGCUGAUCAACAUCGGUCCCGACGCCUCCCUAUACGAUGCCAUCAAGACUUUGAUUCUCAACAGGAUACACAGGUUGCCCGUCAUCGAUCCCGAAACGGGCAAUGUACUGUACAUUCUAACGCAUAAGCGAAUCCUUAGGUUUUUAUUUUUAUAUAUCAACGAAUUACCGAAGCCCAGUUACAUGCACAAAACGUUGCGAGAAGUUCGAAUCGGUUCUUAUGAGAAUAUCGAAAUGGCCUCGGAGGAUACGACGAUUAUACUAGCUUUAAAGAAAUUCGUCGAGAGGAGAGUGUCGGCCUUGCCAGUGGUCGAUGUCGAAGGAAGACUUGUCGAUAUCUAUGCCAAGUUCGAUGUCAUUAAUUUAGCGGCCGAAAAAACUUACAACGAUUUAGACGUCUCAUUGAAGAAGGCCAACGAGCACAGAAACGAAUGGUUCGAGGGUGUAUAUAAAUGUAAAUUAGAUGAAACUCUCUAUACAAUUAUGGAAAAAAUUGUUAAAGCUGAGGUUCAUAGGUUAGUGGUCGUAGACGAGAAAGACAAAGUAUUAGGAAUAAUUUCAUUAUCGGAUUUACUGUUGUACCUGGUUCUAAGGCCUUGUGGCGAAGACGGCGGUUCGCCGACCAAUGGAGCCGUCUCUGUGAGAGCUCAAGAUAUGAGUAAUCAAGAUCAGUCUGAAAGGCACUCCAAAUCCGAAGAGGAAGUGUCCCAGCCCAUUCCUGAAGAAGAGGAGCACGCAGAAGAAGAGCACGCAGAAGAAGAGCAUGCAGAAGAAGAGCGCGCUGAAGAAGAUCAAGGUGUAGAUGUUGAAGAGAGCCCGCCUGUCCCGAGUCCCUCUUCACCCCCACCGGAUUCUGCUAGCACAGAAGAGGAACCUAAGCGAGAGGAAAUCGAGUUAGAUACGUCGGGUGCGAUUUUGAAUUCCCUACAAUCAGACGGUGCCAUAUUGAAGGAAGUCGCGGUUACCGGUGGAGAUUGAGCCGCUGUUGGGACGUAGAUGAACAAUUUAUUGAAUUAACAAUUUAUUAUCUCGGUGAUUUUUUAAGAAAAAAGAAUGCGGGUUCUGUGUUCUGUGAGAAUAUUAUAAAGUUGUAUAUUUAUAUAUAAUAUAUAGAUAUUAUGGAGAGUAAAUGGAUGUCUAAAUGUUUUCCAUUUGUUUUGGUGUGGUUUAAAAACCGUUAAAAUAUGUACGAAACAAAAUGGAUUUCGAAAUUUUAACAAAGAAUGAUCACGAAAGACGUGAUACAAAAUAGUACUUUUACAUCAAAUUGUUGAAAUGUAUUACACUUUUAUUUGAUUUGUGUGUAACUAAAUUCUGUAUUGCCGAAAACAUUGUGCCUUAUCAAAUGACAUCAAUAUGAAUAAGAAAAACAUUGUUCCUCUUUUGCACGCUUUUUAAUAAAAUUUAUACAGUCGAUAACUCUGUAUGUUGAUUAAUAAUUACUAACGUUACGAAUACAAAGCAAUAAUUUCUAUGCGCUAUUACAGAAUUGAUGUUACAACUGGUUAAAUCAUCAAAAUAUUUACGAUUUCAAUCGAUCCAAUGCACCUGUCAUAACAUCAAUCCUGACAUUACAAUGGACGAGUAUUUUUCAUUGUACUUAUUUACUAAAAUUGAAUGUACUUAAAUGAACUUAAAUGUAAGCAAAUAAUUUCAACUUUUCGAUGGAAAACAUUUUGACCGGCCUUCGCAUUUUCACCGUAAAACUUAUUGGAAUGUUUCUAAUUAAGAGGUUAUUUAAUAAAUAGUUCGAAUGGUUCGUCAUAAAAAAAUAUGUAAAAAUUAUUUGUCAUAAUGGCAGUAAGUUUCAUACUAAAAUACAGUUACCUACGUGCUUAUUCAGUAUUUAAUAAAUAUUCAUGAAAAGAUCGAAAUUAUUUAUGAAUACCUAUUAUCUUUGAAUGAAAACGGAAUUUAAGGAAGUAAAUGGCACAUAUUUUUUGGACGAAUUAUAGCGAAAUAAAUUACACUUCCUCACGCAUGUAAAUACGGUGGGUACCGAAAAAUGCAUAAAAAUUUUUGUUUAAAACAAUAAAUAAAAGGCUUCUAAAUUUUAAAUUUUAUAGGUUUUUUACAUUUUUACCAAAAUUUGAUUAAUUAGAUGGCUUACAAAGUAACAACAUUUUUAAUUCGUAGAAUUUGUUCAAUUUUUCGGUCUCCACUGUAUGUAUAAUGGCGUCAUCAUAUUAAAAUAUAUCAAUUACGUUAUAUUAUUUAUGUUAAUUUGUAAAAAGUAGUAGUUUUAUUGACAUAAAAUUAAAUACUGUAGAUAUGAGAAGAAACAAAGAGUAAGCUGCCUUAUUUUAGGACGUUGCUGAAGAGUAAGAAACAAUUAGUAAAAAAGUGCUAAUAAUAUUUUCCGCAAUUUAUGUAAUCCGAAUAAAAUUUAUUUAUAGAAACGU